Messenger RNA from Neofelis nebulosa (Clouded leopard), 1532 nucleotides. It is a transcript of the gene C1H5orf46, whose product is annotated as chromosome 1 C5orf46 homolog. The record is from RefSeq and is a predicted model, not a curated record. NCBI's taxonomy places the organism in Eukaryota, Metazoa, Chordata, Mammalia, Carnivora, Felidae. The transcript is spliced from 4 exons. Bases 282 to 536 code for a protein of 84 amino acids.
UGCUGGCACUGGAAGUCUCUCUAAAAGAGUUACUCCAGUGCUGUUUAUAAAAUACACAGUAGAAAAAUCAACAGGGGUUUUCUUCCCCUAUAUGAAAAACUUUUGGUUUAAAAGACAGGGCAGGGUUCAUCAGUAGAGAUCCAACAGCAAGCUGCGCAGAUAUCUUGAGCAACAACCUAAAUUCCGUAGCAGGUGAUGUCACCUGUAAAUGCCCUAUAAAUGGAGGAAGUCUUAGGGUGCAUCUGAAUGAUUUAUCUGCACAGAUACCCAGUGCUACAAGCAUGGCUGUCUCAGCACUACGGCUGACGAUUGUCCUGGGACUACUGGUCUUAAUCCUGACUUGCCAGGCAGAUGACAAACCAGAUGACAAGCCAGAUGACUCAGACAAAAAAACAGAGCCAGAUUUUCCAAAAUUCCUAAACCUCUUGGGCACAGAGAUCAUUGAGAAUGCAGUGGAGUUCAUCCUCCGCUCCAUGACGAGGAGCACAGGAUUUAUGGAAUUUGAUGAUAAACAAGGAGAACAUUCAGCAAAGUGACUUCCCCAGGACACACCCAACAUGGCUCCAGAAUAACCCAAGGGCAGCCAAUCCUGCUUUUCCAGUUCUGCUUCACGAGUACGAGGCCCCAAAGCAGCUCCAAGCAAGUUCUCAGGAUUCAGGACCUGGCUCAACCAAACACAGCUUAUUCUGAACAUCCUGAUUUUGCCUUCUUGCCUCUAGAAGUCAGAGGACAUGUGUCCUCUUAGGGGUCACAUACCCUAUUUAAAUGAGAUUUUUGUUGUUGGUGGUAGUAACUUUCCUGAGCAUCCUUAAAGUUUUUAAUGAUGCAAAAAAUAUAAAAUAUAUAAAAGUGAUUAUUGGCCAGAAUAAUCAAAGAAUGGUUCAAAAUAAGAAAGUCAAAGCCCAGAUAAAGUAACAAGUCUAAAGUCACACAAUCAGUAAAUGACAAAAAAGGAAUUUGAAACGGACUCCAAAGAACAAACUCUAACUCCUAAAAACAUAUGAAGUUCCAGAGUUAAAAGCUUCAUCUAUCCUUUUGCAAAGUCUUUCAAAUACAUCUGAGCCUAUUCUCCUGGGCUAGGUAAACUAAAAACCAACAUUUUUUUUAAUUAACUAGAUUAUUACUGUUGCAGAUAGUCUUUAUAAUUCUCAAAGAAUAGCAUAGAGUGUCAGGGAUGGAAGAGUCCUCCAAUAGUCUAGUGCAGCUCUUAUAUUUGCUCACCACCUCAUCACACAGAGGCAGCUCCCCAGUAGCCAUUGCUGUCACUCUUGCCCACUAGGUCAUAGAGAAUCGAAUGCCUGUAAAACUUGACCCAGUGGAGCCAGAAAGAUUCUCCCAGAAUUAUUGAUGUGGACAGUUAAGACCAGACUGAAAUCAUGGAGCUGAUGAUAAUUACAGAUCUAGAAUAUAGGAUCUCUGUACUACUGCUAAUGAGUUCUCACAAGCUGUCCUGAGACUGGCCCUUCCAAAGCACUCCGGCUCUGAAAGUGACUCCAGUGUUUCAAUAAAUCUUUUGUUUGUCUUGUUUCCUA